This is a messenger RNA of Macaca mulatta (Rhesus monkey), 5077 nucleotides long. It is a transcript of the gene BAIAP3, whose product is annotated as BAI1 associated protein 3. Lineage: Eukaryota; Metazoa; Chordata; Mammalia; Primates; Cercopithecidae. Gene Ontology annotation, molecular function: SNARE binding. Gene Ontology annotation, cellular component: late endosome membrane; trans-Golgi network membrane; plasma membrane. The record is from RefSeq and is a predicted model, not a curated record. Gene Ontology annotation, biological process: regulation of dense core granule exocytosis; positive regulation of neurotransmitter secretion.
UGGGCGACAGACUGAGACUCCAUCUCAACAAAACAAAACAAAAAGUGGGUGGGGCCUUCCGGGCAGGGGUCUGCCUGGGCCUGGGCUCCAGGCCUCGGCAGAGGGCAGCUGUGUCCCAGUGGUGACAUCUGGGCUGCUGCUGCUACAAGCAGGAGGCGGACAGGGUGGCUCAGUUGCCAUAGCAACAUGAGGGGAAGUGACUCCGGAUGGACUGGGAGGGAGCUGUAGCCCCCACGCCCGGCAUUUUCCAGCGGGGCCCGGCUCGCUUCACGUUCUCGUUUGUACCAACUGUGGGGAGCAGGCCCUGCUUUGUGGAGGCACUGCCCCCCACCUUCCACUGUCCACCUCAGGUUCGCUGACCAGUUCCUGGGGUGAGGAGGGGGCACUGACCUCCGCUGUGGUUGGUGAGUGAGGACCCCCAGGCCGUCCCCUCCAGGGCCUCCUGGCCAUGUGAGCACUGCCUGCCCCACCUGGGCAUGAGUGCUGCAGCCCAGGCCACCGGCCCCUCCUCUGUCAGGGUGAUGAAGACCAACAGGCCUUUCGUACCCAGGCUUCUCUGUGGUCCGGGAUGUCAGGGUUCUGGCCUUUCGUACCCAGGCUCCUCUGUGGUCCGGGAUGGCAGGGUUCUGGCCUUUCGUACCCAGGCUCCUCUGUGGUCCGGGAUGGCAGGGUUCUGGCCUUUCGUACCCAGGCUCCUCUGUGGUCCGGGAUGUCAGGGUUCUGGCGAGUUUUUACCUCCUGCAUAGGAGAGCUGGGUACCUGGCAUCUGUCCUGGCCCCAGAGUGGGCACAGGGGCUGGGGGAGCUGAGCGCUGUGACCCAGAUCUUGGUCCUCUUGGUGCAGCCCCAGGAGACAGGUGCCUCCCCCUGUGCUGUCAUGGGGAGAGGUGUUGGGGGGCGAGUGCAGCAACCACCUCCCUCUCCAGUGAGACCCCAGGAGCCCCUGGCUGGACCCCCGGCUCCGGGUGGGCACCAGCCCCGCCUUUGAUGGCAUCCGCUACCUCCUACCUGAAGCCGCCCUGUAGGGCGUGCAGGGACUUAGCUGGUCACCCAGCAGGUGUGUGGACAGGAGCCCAGUGCCAUCCAGGCUGUGGGUCACCCACCAUGUCGACCUUGCUGGACAUUAAGAGCAGCGUGCUCAGGCAGGUGCAGGUGUGCCCGUCCUUCCGCCGCAGGACUGAGCAGGAACCAGGGAGUGCCAGCGCCGACCCACAGGAGCCUGCCACGGGGGCCUGGAAACCUGGGGACGGCGUGGAGUUCUUUGCCCACAUGCGCCUCAUGCUGAAGAAGGGGGAAGGCAGACAGGGCCUGCCGUGCCCCGAGGUCCCCCUGCGCAGUGGCUCACCGGCACCCCCAGAGCCUGUGGAUCCCAGCCGUGGCCUGAGAGCCCUGGCCCCGGAGGAGGUGGACAUGCUCUAUGAGGAGGCCCUGUACACAGUGCUUUACCGAGCGGGGACCAUGGGCCCUGACCAGGUGGAUGACGAGGAGGCCCUGCUCAGCUACCUCCAGCAGGUGUUUGGCACCAGCACUGAGGAGCACACCGAGGCCAUCGAGCGAGUGAGGAAGGCCAAGGCCCCCACGUAUGCCUUGAAAGUCUCUGUCAUGCGUGCCAAGAACCUUCUGGCCAAGGACCCCAAUGGCUUCAGUGACCCAUACUGCAUGCUGGGCAUCCUGCCUGCCUCGGACACCACGCGGGAGCCCCGUGCACAGAAAGAGCAGCGCUUUGGCUUCCGCAAGGGCAGCAAGCGCGGUGGUCCCCUGCCCGCCAAGUGCAUCCAGGUCACCGAGGUGAAGAGCAGCACGCUGAACCCCGUCUGGAAGGAGCACUUCCUCUUUGAGAUUGAGGACGUGAGCACGGACCAGCUGCAUCUGGACAUCUGGGAUCAUGACGACGACGUGUCCCUGGUAGAAGCAUGUAGGAAGCUGAAUGAAGUCAUCGGCCUGAAGGGCAUGGGCAGGUACUUCAAACAGAUCGUCAAGUCAGCCCGUGCAAAUGGGACAGCAGGACCCACCGAGGACCACACUGAUGACUUCCUGGGGUGCCUCAACAUACCUGUCCGGGAGGUGCCUGUGGCUGGCGUCGACCGCUGGUUCAAGCUGGAGCCACGCUCUAGUGCCUCGCGUGUGGAAGGAGACUGCCACCUGGUUCUUAAGCUGAUCACUACGCAGAGAGACACCGCCAUGAGCCAGCGCGGGCGAUCCGGCUUCCUGUCCCACCUGCUGCUGCUCAGCCAUCUGCUGCGGUUCGAGCACCCAGCAGAGGAGCCCAACUCCAGCAGCUGGCGAGGAGAGCUCAGCACACCAGCCGCCACCAUCCUCUGCCUGCACGGAGCCCAGAGCAACCUGUCACCCUUGCAGCUGGCCGUGCUGCACUGGCAGGUCAGCAGCCGCCACCAUCAAACCUGCACGCUGGACUACAGCUACCUGCUGGGGCUGCUGGACGACAUGCAGGCACACUGGGAGGAAGCGCCCUCACUGCCCCAGGAGCAGGAGGAGGGCCUCGCUGAUAGCUUUUCCGCCUUCUCUGAGUUCGGGCUGCAGCUGCUGCGCCAGCUCCGCGACUACUUCCCCGCCACCAACAGCACCGCUGUCUACCGCCUGGAGCUGCUGCUGAAGUGUCUGGGCAAGCUGCAGUUCUUCCAGCCCUCCUUUGAGAUCUGCCCCUUCGAGACGGAGCUGAAUAUGGACGUUGCUGCGGCCCUGAAGAGAGGCAACCGUGAGUGGUAUGACAGGAUCCUGAAUGCCAGGAGUCCCCGAGAGCAGCCAGGACCACAGCGCCUGCCUGGGCUGGUUGUGCUGGCCGACGCCAUCUAUGAUGACCUUCAGUCCUGCUACAGUGUCUAUGCCAGCCUCUUCCACAGCAUCCUCAAUGUGGACGUCUUCACCCUGACCUUCCGGCAGCUGGAGCGUCUGGUGGCUGAGGAGGCGUGGGUGCUGACAGAGGAGCUGAGCCCCAAGAUGACGCUGGAGGUGGCCUCGGGGCUCUUUGAGCUAUACCUGACCCUGGCUGACCUCCAGCACUUCUGGGAUAGCAUCCCUGGCCGGGACAGCCGUUCUCUGGCCUUGGCUGGCAUCCACACCCCAUUCCUGCCUGCUGUGAAGCUCUGGCUCCAAGUGCUGCGGGACCAGGCCAAGUGGAGGCUUCAGGGAGCAGUGGACGUGGAUACACUGGAACCUGUGGACCCUUCCUCCAGGCACAGCAGCUCCGCAGCCACUGCUGGUCUCUGCCUCAGUCACAUCCAGGAGCUGUGGGUGCGCCUGGCGUGGCCUGACCCUGCCCAGGCUCAGGGGCUGGGCACCCAGCUUGGCCAGGACAUGUGUGAGGCCACCCUCUUCUACACGGAGCUGCUUCGGAAGAAGGUGGACACUCAGCCAGGGGCGGCCGGUGAAGCAGUGAGCGAGGCGCUCUGCGUGGUCCUCAACAAUGUGGAGCUCGUGCGCAAGGCUGCUGGGCAGGCCCUGAAGGGGCUGGCAUGGCCCGAGGGGGCCCCGGGACUCGAGGGGGUGCUCCCCCGCCCCCUGCUCAGCUGCACACAGGCCCUGGACGAUGACCUGCAGCGGGAGGCUCACACGGUGACAGCGCACCUGACCUCCAAGAUGGUGGGCGACAUCCGGAAGUAUGUACAGCACAUUAGCCUCUCACCCGACUCCAUCCAGAACGAUGAGGCCGUGGCCCCGCUCAUGAAGUACCUGGAUGAGAAGCUGGCCCUGCUGAACUCCUCGCUGGUGAAGGGGAAUCUAAGCAGGGUGCUGGAGGCCCUGUGGGAGCUGCUCCUCCAGGCCAUUCUGCAGGCGCUGGGUGCAAACCGUGAUGUCUCUGCUGAUUUCUACAGUCGUUUCCACUUCACGCUGGAGGCCCUGGUCACUUUUUUCCACGCAGACGGUCAGGGUUUGCCCCUGGAGAGCCUGAGGGAUGGAAGCUAUAAGAGGCUGAAGGAGGAGCUGCGGCUGCACAAAUGUUCCACCCGUGAAUGCAUUGAGCAGUUCUACCUGGACAAGCUCAAACAGAGGACCCUGGAGCAGAACCGGUUUGGACGCCUGAGCGUCCGUUGCCAUUACGAGGCGGCUGAGCAGCGGCUGGCUGUGGAGGUGCUGCACGCCGCCGACCUGCUCCCCCUGGACGCCAACGGCCUAAGCGACCCCUUUGUGAUCGUGGAGCUGGGCCCACCGCAUCUCUUCCCACUGGUCCGCAGCCAGAGGACCCAGGUGAAGACCCGGACGUUGCACCCUGUAUACGACGAGCUCUUCUACUUCUCCGUGCCUGCCGAGGCGUGCCGCCGCCGCGGGGCCUGUGUGCUGUUCACCGUCAUGGACCACGACUGGCUGUCCACCAACGACUUCGCUGGGGAGGCGGCCCUCGGCCUAGGGGGCGUCAGUGGUGUCGCCCGGCCCCAGGUGGGCGGGGGUGCAAGGGCUGGGCAGCCUGUCACCCUGCACCUGUGCCGGCCCAGAGCCCAGGUGAGGUCUGCGCUGAGGAUGCUGGAAGGCCGCACCAGCAAGGAGGCGCAGGAGUUCGUGAAGAAACUCAAGGAGCUGGAGAAGUGCAUGGAGGCGGACCCCUGAGUCCGUCAGCUGCCAACCCCGGCCCUGGCCCCCACCCCGAGUUCCCUGAAGCAUCUUCCAGCUCACUGUGGCCAGCUUUGUGCAGCCAGGGCCCACGGCGCCCCUCCUGUGCUGUGACGUGUGUGUCGUGGCUGGCCCCGUGGCUCCCAUCGCCCUGGCCGUGUCCGUCUGGUGUGUGCUGUGAACCCCUGCACCCAACCCCACAUCUGGGUGGCCAACUUGGCAGGACCUGGCCAGAAGCUGCCUGGGACACAGUGCAGGCCGCAGUGGGCUUGGCCACCAGGCCCAGGGUGAAAAACAGAGACUCACACGCGGCUUCCUGGCCUGCAGCUUCAUUGCGAGCGCGCUGAGGCAGGAUGCAGAGCACAGCUGUGCUGGAAAUGCAGAGAGAACCCGGACAGCUCAGUCCUGCCAGCAGCCACGAGGAGCCGAGACUGCCAGGCCCAUCUACGUCCCUCGUGUCUCUAGAUCUUCUUGUUACCCAGCCUCAAAUAUAUACGUGUCUGCAACCCUCA